Musca vetustissima is the source of this 4158-nucleotide messenger RNA. Its product is annotated as tonsoku-like protein. Bases 1 to 4158 code for a protein of 1385 amino acids. The transcript has 10 exons. NCBI's taxonomy places the organism in Eukaryota, Metazoa, Arthropoda, Insecta, Diptera, Muscidae. The record is from RefSeq and is a predicted model, not a curated record. Gene Ontology annotation, molecular function: protein binding.
AUGGAAGAGAAAAAGUACCUCAAACGUAAAGAGAAGGCCUUUAAGGAGGGGAAUCGCGAACUUUUGGCGCAAACAUGCAACCACCUGGGAGAUUUUUACAAUCAGCAGGGACGUUAUCAGAAUGCUGUCAAGGAAUACGAAGAAGAAGCUAUUCUAUACUCCAAAAUGGGGAAACAGUUGGAGAUGGCUAAGGCUCAUCGUAUGGUGGGCGAAAUGUAUAUGCUGCUCAGUGACUUCGACAAUGCUAAAUGCCAAAUAAAUACCUAUUUAAAAAUUGUCAAGAAACUGCAAAACAAAGUUGAAGAGCAAAGGGCGUAUGCUACACUGGGAAGGGCACAUUUGUUACACGGCCAAGCUCUAAGUGAAACUGCAGCCUCGAAUUCAAUGAAUGAGUUGCGUCAGGCUGAGCGGGCUUUUCUCAAAAGUCUUCUAUUGACAAAAGAAUUAACAGGUCAAAUAUCAAAAUUGGAGCAACUUGAUAUGCAGGCACGUUGUUAUCUUAAUAUAGGCGUGGUUAAAGAACAUAUGGAGGAUUUUGAAGAGUCUAUUGCUAAUAUGGAAAAAGCUAUAAAAAUAAGCAAAUCGAAUGAUAUAUUCGAACUUACUCACACAUGUUACGUAUCGAUGAGUCUUCUCUUCCAUUGCAAAAAGAACGAUGCGACAUCGGCAUUAAGGUACUGUAACUUGGCCUUAGAAGUGGCUAAACGUCUACAACAGAAAGUGAAGAAAAUUUGUGAAACUUUGAUAAUCAAGUCGGAAAUUUUAAUUAAGGCUGGUGACUUUGCCAGUGCUAAGCAAAUCCUUACAAAAGCUUAUAAGAAAAAUACCCCAGACGAAAAUGAUCGACAAACUAUAGAGAAAACAUUACGAAUAAUUGUAAAAAUAUGUAGGAACCUCGACGAAUUGGUAACAACGAGCUCCAUCGAUUACACAAAACGUAAACAUAUUUUUGAAAAAUUGGGAGAUUGCUGUUGCAAUCUAUUUAAUUACACGAAAGCAUUGGAAUAUUAUGGAAAAAUGCUUGAGUGUGCCCAACUCAAUAAUGAAUCCGGAAAGUCCUUAAUACCAAUAUAUGUCAGUCUGUACCAAACAUAUAAGGACAAUAAUCAAUAUGAUGAGGCAUUAAAGUAUCUGUGGAUGGAGUUUGAUUUGAAUAAAGACGUGCCGAAGGAAGCCUUUUCAACGUUGUGCACCAUUGCUGAGGUCUGUGAGAUGCAAAAGCAGUCAUUUUGGACCAUACAAGACAUUUACCAAAAGGCUAAGGAUCAGGCCAUACUGGCUGGUGACAGUCAAAUGAAGUUAGAAAAAAUUGUGUAUGCACGGUUGAGGAAGCUACAAUUGAAACACAAUAUGAAUAUAUUGGCAGAAGAAUUGGCUCAGGAAGCGUCAUGCAAAGGCAUAAAUAUAAAAUCUCUUGAAGAGGACAGCGACACCGAAUCUGAAAAUGUAAAUUCAGAAAACCUAACCGCCGAUUCGGAUGAUGAUGUUUGCCUGGACGACCUUACCGAUUCGGAUACUAGUGAUUUGGACGAAACAGAAAAGCCAAGACCACAUAGAGUCACUCGUGGAACGCGUUCGUUAACUAUCAAACGCAACAAUAAAGGAGAGACACAACUCCACCAGGCCUGUAUUGCGGGUAACAUUGAACUAGUCCGUCGUUUAAUAGACCAAGGGCAUGUUGUUAAUGUUAGAGAUCAUGCUGGUUGGUUACCGCUGCAUGAAGCAUGCAAUCACGGUUACCGUGAUAUUGUGGAAUUGCUACUCGACAGAGGUGCUUCUGUUGCCAUAAAUGAUAAAGGUGGCACAAGCUGCGAUGGAAUUACACCUUUAUACGAUGCCUGCUCAAAUGGAUUCUUUGAUGUUAUCGAGUUAUUGCUAGAGCGUGGAGCUGAUGCCACUGUAAAAACAGAUUUUGGUGAUACUUGCCUAAAUAGUUUGGAUAAAUGGCGGCAUUCAACCACUUUAACCGAAGGCGAACAAUUGCAGUACGAACAAGUGAGGAGUAAACUAAUAAAGACCUUGUCAAAAGUCGGAAUAUGUUCAUCACAGUCUGUCAAGCCACUAACAAAUGCAAACGUAGAGUACAGUCGAAGAGAUCACAACAAGAAAAGCGAUCAGAGUCUCCUGACAGAUGACGAGAGCAACAAUACCGAUGAAGAAGAGAAUAUUCUUCCCACAUCUUCAACACGUUUGAAUAGGUCUUUAGAUAAAUGUCGAACAGAGUCGCCCGUUAGUGCUGGAGCUGUUUACAAGAACGCCAUUGAGCAGCUUAAACGACCACUUUACAGGCAAAAUUCGUCGGAAAGUGAGCCAGAUGUUGGAUUAUUAGCGAAAAAACAGAAACGUGGAGCCUACAUGGAUACCGAAGAUGUGGAUGACGAUUCUUGGCUUAUCGACGAUAUAGGACCGGAAAAGAAAAAACGUCGAUUCCACACCACCCCCUCAAAACAAUCCAGCAAUUCAAGAUGGCAAAGAGAUUCGUUGUCGCCCGACAAUGAUGCUUUUCAGAUAUUGCUGGAUGCAGCGACCGGCACAAAUUCGCAACAGCGGCAGAAAAAAACCAAAAAACUGUCGUUAUCUCGAAAAUCGAGUGUUAGUAGCAAUGCCAGCACUUCCCAAUCGUCGCAACGCCAUAAACCUAAACACCAAGCAUCUCUAAUUGACAGUGGAUUUUGCCGUUUUCGCAGUGAAAGUCCCCAACCAUCCAGUGAGGAUUCUAAUGACACGAACACAGCUAUAAGUAUCCGCACUGAACCCGACUCUACCACAGCUUCUAUACAAUUAUUAAUUUCACCGACAAAGUCGUCGCCGAUAAAGGUGCAGACAACUCAGUUGUGUUUGCCCACAACAAUUUCCUUCAAAGUCAAAGUUGAAGACGAAAUGCUGUUGGUGCCGAUCGAGAGGAAAAAGUUAAACGAUAUAAAUAUGCGUUGGUUAGCCGAAGAGGCGGCCCGAAGAUAUUACAAUUUGGUUGGAUUAAAACCGACAUUGCGGCUUAAAACUGCCGAUGGCUUUGCAUAUGAGGAAAGUGAUCUAGUUGCUGUGGCUGUUGAACAAAGUAUGAUAUUAGCUACAGUUCUUGAGUGGCAAAUUUCACCGUUGGGACAGCGCUACGAAGAAAUGUGUAUACAGUUACAUAAAGAUGUAAACAAGGAAGUGUUGGAUGUUUUGCAGAGAGCACAAAUUUCAAAUGUUAUCCAAUUGAAUGAUUUGUGGCUGUCGCCCCUUCAAACGGAACCCAUAUUUAAAGCAGUUUUACACCAGUCCAAUCUGAGAAGUUUAGAUUUAUAUAAUAACUCUUUGCAAAACGAGGGUUGUCGACAAUUGGCCAAAGCGCUGCCCACAUUAACAAAUUUGAUAUCACUGAAUUUGAGUGGUAAUUUGAUUUCCUCUGACGGUUUAGAAGUAGUGUUGUCAGGUGCAUCCAAUUUGAGUUGCAUUGAAGAAAUAAUUUUAAGUCAGAAUCCUCUGCGAAAUGAUUCUGUUCGCAUCUUAGACCGAUUCUGUGCAACAUCGGCGGGAAAGUCGUUAAGAAAAUUACAUUUGUCCCACUGUAAUUUAACGAAUCUAUACGAUUUUGAUUUAAACUUUUACGAACUAGUGGAUUUUGACAUCAGCUUCAAUCAACUGAAAGAGGAAUCCCUUCAAAAAAUACUGACUAAACUAAAUUCGUGUCGAUUACAAAGUCUGAAUUUAAAUUACAUAAAAACAGAUGAUGAGUUUAAGAGUGGUGGCGCGGCUUUGUCGUCGAGAACAACCGAACGGCUGAUUACAUUUUUUGAGAGCGGCACAUGUGAAAAGUUUCGUAGUAUUUCACUUGCGGGAUGGUACCUAAGUGAUGUUGACAUUUAUAAAAUUGUUUUAUGUCUGAGUCGGGCUAACGACUUGGAAAUUUUCAACAUAUCCGACAAUGAACGCCUAUCAAGUUCUUCUCUUCACUUUACUCUUGACAAAAUUCCUCAGUUACGAAAACUGUUGGCUGGAAAUUGCAUCCGCCUCUUGGAUGUUGACAACUUGCAACGUCUUUCACAAUUACAAAGCAUUCCAAAUUAUAUGUCCUUUAGUAUAGAUCGUGAAAUAUCAGUGACAGACUUGACACAUCAGUUAUCUACCUUGUGGAUCAGUCUUUGGGGGGAUAGAGAUUUGUGUGAUUCGUAG